Anopheles nili is the source of this 802-nucleotide messenger RNA. RefSeq names its product ras-related protein Rab-9B (gene Rab9). The record is from RefSeq and is a predicted model, not a curated record. Gene Ontology annotation, biological process: retrograde transport, endosome to Golgi. Gene Ontology annotation, molecular function: GTP binding; GTPase activity. Gene Ontology annotation, cellular component: late endosome; lysosome; phagocytic vesicle. The transcript is spliced from 3 exons. NCBI's taxonomy places the organism in Eukaryota, Metazoa, Arthropoda, Insecta, Diptera, Culicidae. Bases 55 to 756 code for a protein of 233 amino acids.
AAAGAAAUCACAGACAUACACGUGCACCGCAGACGAAAAACAUAGUAGGCCAAAAUGACGAAUAUGCGACCGCCCAGUAAAAAUAUCCUGCUAAAAGUGGUCAUACUCGGCGACGGGAAUGUCGGUAAAAGCUGCCUGAUGAAUCGUUUCGUGUCGAACUUUUUCGAUGCGAACAGCUUCCACACGAUCGGCGUGGAGUUCCUGAACAAAGACAUCCAGGUGGACCAGGAACGAUACACGCUGCAGAUCUGGGACACAGCUGGGCAGGAACGGUUUCGGGCUCUCCGGACGCCAUUCUACCGCGGCACGGACAUCUGCCUGCUUACGUACGCCAUCGACGACCGGGUGAGCUUCAAAGCCCUGGGCAGUUGGCGGGACGAGUUCCUGCGGUACUAUGACGUAAAUCCGGAUCACUUCCCGUUCAUCGUAGUGGGCACAAAGAACGAUCUACCGGUGGCCCAGCGCGAGAUUCCCCCAGAGGAAGUGGCCCAGUGGUGCCAGGAGCAUCACGUGGCGGCGUACAUCGAAACGUCAUCGAAGACGUCCGAGAACGUGGCCACCGCUUUCGCACUUGCCGUGCAGCAGUGGAAAAAGCUUGAACGUACGACUGAGCGGGAACUACGCGCGCAGGGCCAGGAUACGAUCGAUCUAAUGAAGAGUGUCAAUUUGACGGCGAACCGGAAUCGGUUCUGUUGCUCCGGCAUCGGCCGUCCGGCCACAACUAACAUGCAGGACGAUGACGACUAUCCUAACUGAGCGGUGCUUCCGGGGCCGGAGAUGGGCGUUGUUUGAUUUAUGUGAU